Molecule: messenger RNA, 932 nt
Organism: Morus notabilis
Lineage: Eukaryota; Viridiplantae; Streptophyta; Magnoliopsida; Rosales; Moraceae
Product: psbP domain-containing protein 2, chloroplastic
Exons: 3
Coding region: 36-743 (235 amino acids)
Biological process (GO): photosynthesis
Cellular component (GO): photosystem II; photosystem II oxygen evolving complex; extrinsic component of membrane
Molecular function (GO): calcium ion binding
Source: RefSeq, a predicted model, not a curated record
UGCAUGGAUAUUUCUCCAUUUUCAUCCGUAAAUAAAUGGCUCUACAGACAUGGUGUUCCUUCGUCUUACCCACAUUCCCUUCUCCCAAAACUCUCUCCCCAAAUCCACACCCCCAAGCAUCUCUGAACCACAGACGCCACAGUUAUGACCCUCAAACAUGGCCUCUUUUGGGCAAGAGAGAGCUCUGCCUCUCAUCUCUGGCCUUAGUUCUAAAUGGGUUUUCCCCAUACUUGCCAAACUCCUUUUCUGCGGAAGAGCUUGAGCUCGAGAGAUACACGGAUUCCAAUGAGGGUUUCACUCUUCUCAGGCCUUCCUCUUGGAUUAAGGUUGAUAAAGCAGGGGCGACUGUUCUAUUUGAAGAGGCUAACAAGGGGAGCAACAAUGUCGGGGUCGUGGUGAACCCGGUUCGGCUUUCCAAUCUCCGGGAGUUUGGGAGUCCUGAAUUUGUGGCUGAUAAGCUUAUUCAAGCCGAAAGGCGCAAGGAGAGUACAAAAGAGGCUGAGGUGAUUGACGUUGCGGAAAGAUCAGGGCGCGAAGGCCUGCAAGUGUAUGAGUUUGAGUACAAGGUUGACAGCACUAGGGGAGGCAUGAAGAGGAUCUUUACAGCAGCAUUUGUUGCCUCAAAGAAGCUUUACCUCCUAAAUAUCUCUCACUCAGACAAACCCGAGAAUCCACUCAAUGACCAUAUAAGAAUGAUAUUGGAGCAAGUUCUUCAUUCAUUUGAUUCAGCUCCCCUGAUAUAAGAUGCAGUGGAUUUGCGUGAUCUAUCACAAGCCAUGACCAUGCUUUGUUCCUCUGCAACUUGUCUAGAUUCAUAUUUAAGCAAGGAUUUUGGAAGCUCAUUGGCCAAGGUAGAGGCAUUUUUAAACCACUUAUCGAACAAAUUUACUCUACUUUUCUUAUCAGUUGAUGGCAUAACUUUAACUUUAGGC